Messenger RNA from Aspergillus lentulus, 2265 nucleotides. RefSeq lists its product as uncharacterized. Lineage: Eukaryota; Fungi; Ascomycota; Eurotiomycetes; Eurotiales; Aspergillaceae. The record is from RefSeq and is a predicted model, not a curated record.
AUGACUUCUCACGUUGAGAUGUACUUCCUGUACGGAGAAGCCUACGACGAAACCGCCCCUGUCACAAGGGCAGAGGCCUGGCUCCGUCAGUUCGCUUACGCGGACUUGACGACCGGCGCCACGCUUUCCUUUGCACUCGUCACUCUCCUGGGGGUCAUGGCUCUAUUUUGGGAGGAUCUCGCUUUCUGGAUCUCGGCUGUCGCGAAGAGACUCGACUCACCGAUCCUUGCUGUGGUUGCCGCAGCCAGUUCGCUCGUUAUGCAGCUGGUUAGCGUUUGCUCUCGUAAGGAGCUCGGCACCAUCGUGCAGAAUUGGGUCAAACAGCCGAAUGUCGACUGUCGCCUCGUCCGACUCGUCUCCGCCGUUGGCAGCUGGUGGUUUCCCCCUAAUCAACCCCUGACAACAGUCUGCCGGCUAGCCGGUUCAUUUGUCUGCGGUACGACCGCGUACGUGUGGCUCUUCUUCCCUCUUUCGCAGUUCCUGUCUGGUUUCGCCGACGGUCUGCUGACUGAGACGAAGGAGAUGUCCCUGUACUGCAUGGGCAUCCACGGACGGUGGACCAUCGCCAGUCGGCUUAUCUGGCGUCAGUGGGGGAGGGUCGCCUUCUGCAACGGUGAGGAGACCGGACUCGAGUUGCGCGCGAUAAUCGAGGACGAUUGGCAAUUGCCACGUCCCUUCGACCUCGACGGCGAGAUCCACCACCUCCGAAUCCUUGCUUUCGUCGCUGCCAGCGUCUCGCUCGCUACCACGGCGGCGUGGUCCUUCCGCGCUCUCUCCAAGAUCGCCUUGUUCCAGCGUGUCGUCGUCGUUUUCCAACAGCCCUCGUCUCCGGGCCAGAGAGCGGACCACGUCGCCGGCAGCGAGACACAGCUUCCCGGGUCGUCAAUCAAUAAGCGGCAGGAUGACUUGAUGAACCUGAUCAGCAGUUACGAAGGCAUCCUUUCCGAGAAGGAACGUGUCCUAUCCGCCACGACCCAGAAGCUUAGGGCGACCGAGCAACGGAUGGAGGAUGGCUGGGCUCAAGCCAAGCGGUUGGCUGCCCUCCAAGUCGUACGCGCCGAAGAAACUCGCGCCCGUGAGUCGACCGACAUUGCCCUGUUGCGACGCAAGCUCGCGGAAAUGGAGGCGCGGCUCAGCCUGGCCCAGGGUAGAGCGAGAGCGGUGGAGGAUGAUGCCACUGCGAGAGUGCGGUCCCUCUGCAAUCAAGUGGCCGGGCUAGAACAGCAGCUGCAGGCCCAGAGGGAACAGGCCGGGGACAUUUCUCUGGGCGAAGUCGAUUCGCUCAGAGCCGAACUUCAGGUUCGGAAUGACCAGCUCGUCGACAUCGAGCACCGCCUGGCCGCCGCAGAGGCCCGAGAGCGUGACUCUCGUGGCCGGGCAAACGAUGCCGAAGCCGAACGUCGCCAACUCGCCGAUCGCGCCCAUGAGCUCGAUGCUCAAGCCCAGGAACUCACUGCCCAGAACGAGGUGCUCCAGGCCUUGUGCGACACCCUGUCGCAGGAGUGUGGUUCUCUGGGUGCAAUCCAGCAGGACCGCGAUGACGCCUUCGGGCUGGCAUCCGCCCUGCAGCACGAGCUCGUGUCGACAAGAGCGACGGCGGAGACCGCAUUUAGGGAAUCCCAGGAGUCCCUCGCUCAGACUCGCGCAGCCGAAUCAAACCUCCGACAAUCAAUGCAGGAACUCAGGCACGCCUGCGACUUGACUCUCGCGCAGGAACGUGCGGCCAGUGCUGGGGCUCGGGCUCGGGCGUCCGAACUUGAGGCGGAGGUCGAAGACCUCCAAACCAAGGUCGGGCUGGCCAUGAGGGACGCACAGAGGGCCCAGGAGAGGGCGGUGUCUGCCGAGAGGAUCAUCAGGAUCCUCCAGACCCGCCUGGCCAGGCAUGAGGACGCUGCCCGGGGCGCGUUGCAAGAGAUCCCCAAGCGCCAGAUUGGCAACUUAGGGUCCAUCUCCACCGCCCUGGCCGAGAGCGAGGUGAAGGUCGCCCAGCAGCAGGCCGAAAUCAACGACCUCCGGCGCCAAGUCGAGCAGCUCAGGCUGCAGGGACCGUCUGGCCCGACCGACAAGGCUGUCCAGGAGGACGUUCAGAAGCUGCGGGCUGCCCUUGAUAGGGUACGGAGAGAGCGGACGGAGGACCAACUCCGUUGGGACAAGAGAACGCGUGAGCUGGAGGAGGACAACCGAAAGCUGCGCAUCUCUCUGUCGAACGCCGAGGCACCGUCGGCCCGCCGUCCUGGCGGUCGCCGGCCUCCUACUCUCCCCUGA